Molecule: messenger RNA, 1122 nt
Organism: Serendipita indica DSM 11827
Lineage: Eukaryota; Fungi; Basidiomycota; Agaricomycetes; Sebacinales; Serendipitaceae
Source: the annotation of a GenBank genome assembly
AUGCACGUUCUAGUGCAGUCAUAUCUCCAAACGGAUACAUCCCCAAUUCACAACAUUUCCCCCGAAUCCCUUGCCAUACGUCUCUUGGAUUCCUCCAUCAAGUUCGGAGAGUGGCAGUCAGUGAUGCAACCUCAACUAUUACCACAUGUCAAACUCGUACCAAAGGGCAAGACGCUCGAUCCUGGCGCACAUGGAGAUUUCGCCAAAGUUCUUCAGCAAGCUGGCGAAUACCAAGCAGCGCUGAUACAAGUACAAAUCGCGGUCAAAGGCUGGGAGAACAAACUCGGUGAAAGACAUGGGCAGACGCUUGCCGCCAUGCAGAACAUGGCGUGCUUGCUCGAUUUCUCGGGCCGUAUCGAAGAGUCGCUUGAGCUGAAUUGGAAAAUUCUAGAGCUCAGGAAACGGCACUCUCCCCAAGAUCACCCGAGUACUCUGCUUUGCAUGAGCGCCAUCUCGCAAGCACUCACAAAUCUCGGAAGACAUGAGGAGGCGGCGAAGAUGGCCGAAGAGGCACUCGAGGCACAGAAAAAGGUCUUGGGAUUAACCCAUGCCGAGACUCUGAUGACCAUGACCCGUUUGGGGUGGACCUACGAUAACCUUGGUCAUCAUACACGAGCUCUGGAUAUCAAGAUGGAAGCGCUGGAGACGAGUAAGCGCAUGUACAGCGAAGAUCACAUUGCGACGCUCAAGGCCAUGGGAGGCGUCGGCAUUUCCCUUUGCAAGCUUGGUCGCUUUGAGGACGCGUACAAGUUGCAAAAACGGAUCGUCGACCUGCGGGAGAGGAAGCUCCGAAUCGAUCACCCCGAUACGAUUUCGUCCAUGAGCAACUUGAGCACGACUUUACUUGACAUGGGCCGGCGCGAAGAAGCGCUUGAAAUGUGUAGCAAAGUCGUGUCGCUCAGUAAGAAGCAUCUGGGUGAAACCCACCCGCGAACUUUGAGAGCGAGCUAUCAGCUCCUCUUUGCAUAUGACAAGUUUCGGAUGGAGGACGAGAUGCGCCGGUCGCUGGGACCUAUAUUGACGCUACACGAGAGUGUACAUGGUCGUGAUCAUCGGCACACGAUACAGAUCCGUCGAUGGGAGCAGAAAAUGGCUGCGCGGAGCGCGGGACCGAUUGACUAA